This is a messenger RNA of Hipposideros armiger (great roundleaf bat), 2092 nucleotides long. RefSeq names its product calcium release activated channel regulator 2B (gene CRACR2B). Lineage: Eukaryota; Metazoa; Chordata; Mammalia; Chiroptera; Hipposideridae. The record is from RefSeq and is a predicted model, not a curated record. Gene Ontology annotation, molecular function: calcium ion binding. Gene Ontology annotation, cellular component: trans-Golgi network membrane. The transcript is spliced from 10 exons. Bases 595 to 1830 code for a protein of 411 amino acids.
GCAUUCGCCCUCGCACAGGCACGGGCAUUUAUGCUGUUGACUUAAACACCAUUUUCCAAUACAUCACCUGUGUAUUGUUUAAAAGCGGGAACAGCCAAAUUAGGCAAGUAUAGGGAAGAAAGGAAAGUCGCCCCACUCCUAGAGAUAACCAUUGAAAAUAGUUCGGUUAAUUUCCUGCCUGGCUUUUCCUUACACCCACUUUUGGCGCCUUAAAUCGGGAUCCUCGGGACAGCGCCCCUUCCUCGCUCUGGUCCUGCUCAGGAAGGGUCACCAAGUGCCCGGGUCACCUCCGCCCCACGGUGCCCUAGGGCUCUUCCCGGACACAGACGUUCCGGCUGCGGGGUCGCGGACGGGCGGGGUGUGGGCCGAGAGCCGGGCCGCCCGGGCCGCGCCGAGAGGCGGAGACACGGCGACAGCAGCGGCGGGGCUCCGCCCGGGGCCGGCCCACGCUGGGGUCUCAGUGCCCGCCGGGAGGUAGGAGACGCCCCAGGCUCGCGCCCCCCGCCGUCGCCGCCUUUCCGGGAGGCGCAGCCCGGGCGCGCGGCCGGUGCGGUGGCGCGGCUCGCAGCAGCCAGCGGCCAGGACCCCACACUCAUGGCCAGCCUUGGGAAGCCCGGGGCUGGAGAGGCCCAGGAGGAGGAGCGGGAAGAAGAGGAGGCCUCCAUGAGGCCACGGGCAGCCAUGCUGGCGCAGGCCAAGGAGCUGUUUCUGCUGUGUGACAAGGAGGCCAAGGGUUUCAUCACCCGGCACGACCUGCAGGGCCUGCAGAGUGACCUGCCCCUCACCCCGGAACAGCUGGAGGCUGUGUUCGAAAGUCUGGACCAGGCCCACACAGGUUUCCUCACCGCCCGAGAGUUCUGCCUUGGCCUGGGGAAGUUUGUGGGGAUGGAGUCCGCCCAGGGCGCACUGCCCUCCCCGGCUUCUGAGGAAACCUUUGAGUCGGGCUGGUCGGAGGUGCAAGGCACGGGGGUCUCCCUGGAGGAGGAGGAGGAAGAGGAGAGAUUCUUCACUGCGUUGGAGCAGCUAGGGGUGGCUCGGGUCCUGGGCGAGCAGCGGGUGGUGAGGACUCUCUGGACCCGGCUGCAGCGCGAGAGGCCCGAGCUGCUGGGCUCUUUCGAGGACGUUCUGAUACGUGCGUCGGCCUGCCUGCAGGAGGCGGCCAGAGAGCGGGACGGCCUGGAGCAGGCGCUGCGGCGGCGGGAGAGCGAGCACGAGCGGGAGAUACGGUGUCUGUAUGAGGAGACGGAGCAGCAGCUCCGCGAGCAACGCCGGCGCCUGCGGAGUCAGGACCUUCCUCGAGAGGAGUGGAGAGACCACCUGGAGCUGGAGCUGCAGAGCCGCGAGCAGGAGCUGGAACGCGCGGACUUGCGGCAGCGGGAGUUGGAACAGCAGCUGCAGGCCCAGGCCACUGAGCAGCUAGAGGCGCAGGCGCAGAACGCCCAGCUGUGGCUGGCCAACGAUGCUCUGCGGACGCAGUUGGAGGGGGCGCAGGAGCAGCUCCGAAGACUGCAGGGCGACGUGCAGGGCCGCCAGGAACAAACCCAAAGGUCACCACCUCCUGCCCGCAGAGACGUGUUCGCCGUCGCAAGGAACAUGCAGAAAGAGAAGCUCAGCCUCCUGCGGCAGCUGGAGAUCCUCAGGGAGCUGAACACGCGGCUACGAGAUGAGAGGGACGCCUGUGAGGCCAAGCGGCUGGGCAGUGGCCGCAGGAAGGCUCUGACCACGGCCCGCCUACUGGGUCCCACCUGCUGCUGCUGCUGCUGCUGCUGCAACUGCAACUGGGCUCGUCCCCCAAGACGUGGCUCAGGCCACCUUCCCAGUGCCCGCUGACCAGCCCCAAGUGACUUAUUGGGCGUUACCUGGAGAAGCUGCCCCCUUGAAUGUUAUUAUGGCCGGAGCUGUCCAUUCUGGAUGUGGGCUCUACCUAGCGGGCUGCCGGUCUACCUGACUGCAGUCAUGAAGGGACUAACCUGAGGGUGGUCUGGGUCUCCUAUGUCCCCCUUCGUGUCCUGUCUGUCCCCAUCCCAUCAAACCCACCUCUGUCCAACAGAAAAGCCCCCUCCUCCAAAUAAAUCCAUUGACUGUACUGCAA